AUGGCAACAAUGGCUGAUGUACCCCUUCUGAUUACUUCGGAAAACGCCCGAUCUGAACGACGUAUCUCGCCUGCUUGGACCAUAGCUCAACUGAAAGGACGCUUGGAACCCAUCACGGGCAUUCCGGCUUCCUCACAGAGAUUGACCCUGAAGGUCGCUUCCUGGCCCGAUCAAAACUUGCAGACGGUCGAUGAAGAGAACACUCAGCUUGAUGCAUUCACCUUGCAAAGCUACGCAGAACUUCAUGUAGCAGACACCCGUCCAGCAGGACUACGCGCCAACUACACUGAUGUAUCGGCAGUCGAAAAAUACGAAAUGCCGCCAGACGAGUAUGAGAGUCGCACUGAUAGUGUGCUGCACUGGAAGAGGACUCAUCAGUUGGGCCGAUUUGAUCCCAAUGCCCCCACCAUAGAACAGCAAAAGGUCACUGGUAUUGAGAGAGAAAUUGAAGAGAGAGGGAUCAAACUGGACGCACGCUGCCGUCUAUUGGCUGCCAAUCAAAGCGAGAGCUCACUCGAACGUCGCGGAACCGUCAAAUACAUUGGCGCUGUUCCUGAAAUCCCUGGUAUCGGUGCUUGGGUUGGCAUCGCGUUGGACGAACCCACUGGCAAGAACGAUGGCACUGUGAAGGGCACCCGCUACUUUCAAUGUGGAGCCAACUGUGGUGUCGUAGUACGACCCGAGAGAGUUGAGAUUGGUGACUUCGAUGUGAUUGAUGAGUUCGGUAGCGACGAAGAGUUCUAA
Messenger RNA from Aureobasidium vineae, 744 nucleotides. The record is from the annotation of a GenBank genome assembly. Lineage: Eukaryota; Fungi; Ascomycota; Dothideomycetes; Dothideales; Saccotheciaceae.